This is a messenger RNA of Erythranthe guttata (spotted monkey flower), 579 nucleotides long. RefSeq names its product heat shock factor-binding protein. The record is from RefSeq and is a predicted model, not a curated record. Gene Ontology annotation, biological process: cellular heat acclimation. Gene Ontology annotation, molecular function: transcription corepressor activity. NCBI's taxonomy places the organism in Eukaryota, Viridiplantae, Streptophyta, Magnoliopsida, Lamiales, Phrymaceae. Gene Ontology annotation, cellular component: nucleus; cytosol.
UAUUUCAAAAUUUAAAUUCCGGAAUUUUCACGAUCUCACAAAUAUUUCACUCCGAUUUCUCUCUCGAAGAUUAAACCAGCUCAGAACUCACUCCAAAACGAUGGAUGGGCAUGAUGCGGACAAUUCUAAACAAAGUACUGCUGACAUGACGGCAUUUGUCCAAAAUCUUCUCCAGCAAAUGCAAAAUAGGUUCCAGACUAUGUCGGAGUCCAUCAUCUCUAAAAUUGAUGAAAUGGGGAACCGCAUAGACGAGUUAGAGCAGAGCAUCAAUGAGCUUAGAACUGAAAUGGGUCAAGAAGGUUCUCCUUCUCCUGCAGCUCCAUUGAAGUCUGUAGAAGAACCUAAGUCCGGUGACGAUAGUUAAUCAAAUGAGCGAAUUGAUUUUCGAUGAUUUCUUUUGCGUGUUUAUGAUUUUUAAUAUGGGGAAUGCACUUUCCCUCUUGUCACUAUGUUAUUUGAGUGGAAAAUUGGUUUGCUGCAUUUUAUUUGUAUUUAAAGGCGAUGAUAAGGUAUUUCUCGUUGAUGUAUAAGUUCCUUGCUUUAUAAUAUGGAUCAAUCUUAAGUUGGUGUCAGCUUGAA